Thecamonas trahens ATCC 50062 is the source of this 1146-nucleotide messenger RNA. Its product is annotated as L-galactose dehydrogenase. Gene Ontology annotation, molecular function: D-arabinose 1-dehydrogenase [NAD(P)+] activity. The coding region runs from base 1 to 1062 and encodes 353 amino acids. The record is from RefSeq and is a predicted model, not a curated record. Gene Ontology annotation, cellular component: cytosol. Gene Ontology annotation, biological process: dehydro-D-arabinono-1,4-lactone biosynthetic process. NCBI's taxonomy places the organism in Eukaryota, Apusomonadida, Apusomonadidae. The transcript is spliced from 2 exons.
AUGGUGAAUGGCCUGAUUUUCGGAGAGACCUUGGAAAUCGCCCUCGGCAACUGCAAGCCGAUCGGCCUGGGGACUGCGGCGUUCGGCGGGGUGUAUGGUGGCGGGCUGGAGCAGGACGAGGCUGACGCUAUUGUGGCCGAGGCGCUGGCGGCCGGGAUCACCCACUUUGACACAGCGCCGUUCUACGCAGCAGAGCAGUCGUCAGAGGCUGUGCUGGGCAAGGCUCUGGCAGCGUCGGGCGUGCCGCGGAGCAGCUAUACGGUGGCAUCCAAGGUCUGCCGCGGGCGCGACGCGAACGGGCAGUCGACGCACGAGACGACGGCCGAGGCGAUGGCGGCGUCGCUGGCGACGUCAGCGGCGGCGCUCGGCGGGCCGCUCGACGUGGUCCUUGUCCACGACAUCGAGUUCCUCGACUACGCCACGCUUGUCGACGAGGUGCUGCCGCGGCUCAGGACGUGGCGCGACGACGGGAGCUCGCCGGCCAUCAGCCCGGCGACGCGGAUCGGCGUGGCCGGCUACCCGCUGGACACGCUUGCACGGGCCACACGGGAUGCGUCGCCGGACGCUGUCCAAGCGUACGCCACAGCCACGCUGUUGGACGCGCGGCUCGAAAGUGAUGCACCGGGCUCGGUCCGCGGUGCGAUCGGCGAGUGUCUUGUUGCGCCGCACCUGUUCCACGCCUCGGUUACCGGCAUGGGCCUCCUCACCCCGCAGGGCCCGCAGCCGUGGCACCCGCUCCACGGCCAGCCGCGCCACUACGCUGCGGUCUCGGACGCCGUGGCCGCUGCGGUCGAGGCCCUCGCUGCCGCAGACCUCCCCUCGCUCCCAGACGUGGCGCUCUACCGAUCGCUGGCCGCCCAUCAUGCCGGCGUGGGGACGACACUCCUGGGCCCAGCCUCGCUCGCGCAGCUCCGCUCGAUGCUUGCUGUUGUUGACGCUGUCGCCAGCGGCUCCGCCGCCAUUGCCCCGCUCGAUGCCGGCCUUGCACUGGUCGAGGGCAUCAUCUCCGAGCACCUCGCGCCGCUCGAUGCGCCGCCUGUGUUCUGGCCGUCGGGCCUGUGACGGUGUUGAAUGCAGGCAGGCAGGCAGGCAGGCAAGCAGGCAGGCAGGCAGGGAGGGAGGCUAGUACGCACAGUAAACCGCCAC